This is a messenger RNA of Podospora anserina S mat+, 3432 nucleotides long. RefSeq lists its product as uncharacterized. The coding region runs from base 1 to 3432 and encodes 1143 amino acids. NCBI's taxonomy places the organism in Eukaryota, Fungi, Ascomycota, Sordariomycetes, Sordariales, Podosporaceae. Gene Ontology annotation, molecular function: zinc ion binding; serine-type carboxypeptidase activity; DNA-binding transcription factor activity, RNA polymerase II-specific. Gene Ontology annotation, biological process: proteolysis; regulation of DNA-templated transcription. The record is from RefSeq and is a predicted model, not a curated record. The transcript has 4 exons.
AUGAGCAUCUUCUUCUGGUACUUCCAGGCCCGCAAAAACCCUGAAGAAGCUCCCACAUCCAUCUACAUCAGCGGCGGCCCCGGAGCCUCGGCCUUUGACGAGACAAACGGGUUUCCUUGCACUUUCAAUCCAGACGGUAAUUCAACCAGAUUGAACAACCAGAGUUGGAACGAAGAGGUCAAUAUGCUGUAUAUCGACCAGCCUGUCGGGGCAGGGUUCAGUUACUCCAAGAUCGUCAACGGGGUGGUGGACUUGAUGGACAGCCUGUCUGAAGACGGCUCAUUCUUCACUCCUGGAACGGUCGAAGAACUCCAACAAGACAGUCUCAACUUGACUGUAGCCCCUGCUACCAUCCAGUCCCUCGACCCCCGAGAUGGGAUCAACACCACGCAACAGGCAGCGAGGGUGAUGUGGCAGUUUACCCAGGUCUGGUUUCGGGAGUUUCCGGGCUAUGAUACCUCCAAUAAGGAAAUUAGUCUUUGGACUGUUUCGUACGGCGGCUUCUACGGCCCGUCCUUCAUGGCCCACUUCCACAGGCAAUCCUCCCUCCCAAAUUCAUUCCCCCUCCAGCUCUCCACCCUAGGCAUCCAAAACGGCUGCUUGGACGUUCUUACAAUGGGCUUGUCAUACCUCGACUUUUCACUCAACAACACUUACGAUAUUCAAGCAUAUCCUGAAGAGGUGUACUCCUCCGCCAAGACCAAUCUCACUGAGUACUGCCAACCCCUCCUCCUAUCCUGCCGGCAGUCAGUCCAAGAAGGCGACCCGUUGGGGUAUGGAAGCAACAGCACUGUCAACCAGGCGUGUGCCCUAGCAGCGGGUGUCUGUUUUGGGUUUGUCCAGGGGGCGUUUACGAGCUACUCCGACCUCAACCCGUUUGAUAUUACGCUGUCGCAUCCGGAGACGUACCCCCCGUUGCACUCGGUCGGGUACCUUAAUCAACCCUGGGUUCAAACCGCGUUGGGAGUUGCGGUGAAUUUCACUGCUGGGUCGAGGUCCACGGGGGGUGUCUUUUUCGCCUUGACCGGCGACCCGAUGAGGCAUGAUCUUUCAGAUUUGAGGUACGUUUUGGAGAAUAAUAUCAAAGUCGCGAUGGUGUAUGGGGAUUUGGACUAUAGGUGUAACUGGUUUGGGGGGGAGGAGAUCUCCCUUGCUGUUGGGGGGGAAGAGUUCAGAGAGGCGGGGUAUGCGGAUGUUGAUGUUGGGGGGGUGGUUGGGGGGUUGGUGAGGGAGGUGGCGGGGUUGAGUUUUGUGAGGGUUUUUGAUGCGGGGCAUAGUGUUUAUGGGUAUCAGCCGGGGGUUGUGAAGGAGGUAUUUAAGAGGGUGAUGGACGGGAGGGAUGUUGCGAGUGGGAAGGUGGUUGCCGACGGGGGGUAUCGGAGUCAGGGGCCGGUGGAUGUGAGGGGGGUGAAGGUUACUGCUACGAAGGGGAGGGAUGCGGGGUGUUUUCUUGCGGAUGUGGGCAGGACGUGUGAUCAGGGGCAGGUGGAGGCGUUGAGGGAGGGGAGGAGGGUGAGGGUUGAGGGGGGGAGGGUGGUUGAGCCUGGAAGAGAAGGGGAGACGAGUGUGGAUGGGGAUGGGAAGGGCGGGGAGGAAAUGGAGCAGGUUAAGAGUGGUGGCACUGUGAGGGAGACGGCCGCGAUGGCUGCGAGUCUGGGUGCGUUGGCUGGCUGCUCAAGGUGUCAUUGGCUACAUCCUUUUGGAUGGUUCUUCUGCUGUUGGGAAUCGAUAACUAUUCUUCAAAUUUCAGUAACCCUACGCUCAUCUAGAAAAAGGUUCACGCCCAAAAGAAUGGUCGCGCCAAGGAGCACGAGAUCGAAACGUGGAUGCAUUACCUGCAGGUACGUCACCCAUCUGACCCAUCUCCUCUUCAACACACUGACACUGCCCAGAAUCCGCCGCGUCAAAUGCGAUGAAACAAAGCCCCAAUGCAGCCGCUGCAUCAAAGCCGGCCGCACCUGCGAUGGAUACGCAGCCACAUCAUCACAGCUAAGCGGCCGGGACAUGGCAACCGCAGUCAAAACCCUCCAAGUCGUCGGGCCAGCAGCCAGAGUCCUGGGGGAAGCCGUCCUAACCGAAGACUCUGCCUGCUUUGACUUCUUCCGGAUGUGCACAGUCGCCAUGACCAGCACCGCCUUUCCCGCCCCAUUCUGGUCCCGCCAUGUCCUCCAAGUGGCACAUUUCGAGCCGGCGGUGUGGAAGGCCGCAGUGGCAGUCGGGGCACUGCAUCGGAGGUGGGAGUCGAGAAGCAAGAUUCGGCUUCGGCCUAAGCCUAUCAAUUCAGGCGUGGCAGGAGGGAAAACAGAGGAGUUUACCAAACAGGCCAUGCAGCAGUAUUGGGGUGCUAUCAGUAUGGCGCGCACCAUCCAGGAUCCAGGGGUGCUCAUGGUUAUGAGCGUUAUUCUCGCCGCGGCGGCGAAUAUGGCUGGUGAAUGGGCAGCAAGUCAUGUUCACAUCCAAUCCGGGCUCAAACUCGUCGCUUCUCAGUCACCCCACAACACCAUGUCCGGCGAGAUAGCCUCGAUCGCCCAAUCCCUCUCCCGUCUCGACCUCUUAGUCAUGACAUUCGAAGACUCCCGCGCCCCCUACGCCUAUGCCGACCCCCUGACCGGCAAACUCCCCUCCUCCAUCCUCAACAUGCCCCGCGUAGGCAAGCUCGACGAUUUAAUGCAGGCAUCAAUGCAUCUCUUUGGCAUGUUCCGGUACUUUCUCAGCGUCGAGGGCGGGUACAUCUUGGGUUUCGUCACCGAGGAAGAGGAUCUCCCCCAUUUGCAAGCCCGAAUCGCCGAAGACGUCAUCCGUUGGAAAAUCGAGUUUGAGAUCCUGGCCAACAGAAUCUCUUCUUCGGCGUCCCAAGCAGAGCGAACCACACUGCUAUCCUUAGAACUCUACCACUCCGUCUUGUCUCUCAUGUCCCGCGCGGGAAUCGCCGGCCCGGCAGUCAGAUGGGACGCCUACACUGACGAGUUCGCCCGCGUCAUUUUCUUCUGUGAAACCAUCAACAAGAACAUCUUCUCCCCGUUGCCGUUCUUCAUGUCCCUCGAGCCAGGCCUGGUUAUGCCGUUGUUUUUGACCAUAACCCGGUGUCGCCAUCCCAUCGUCCGACGCAGGGGGCUGAGGUUGUUAAAGUCGUUGAACCGACAAGAGGGAAUGUGGAACAGCCCUGCCGCCUGUGUGGUUGCUGAACAACAGGUUCUGGCCGAGGAAGAGCAUCUCGAGUUUCCACUGCCGCUGUAUAUUGAGAACUUGGAUAACAUGCCGAUGGAGGGGCCCACCGGGGAAGGAUGGGAGAGGAGCAUGGCACCGGAUGAGUUGAGGGUGACGAGGGAUCAGGUGGAGAUUGAUGUGGAUAGUGGGAGGAUCGAACUGAGGCUGUAUACGGGGCUGGGAGAGGAGGAAAGGGAGGUUAAAAGGGUGAGUUUGGGGUACUAG